CCUGAGCCACCUCACACUGAAAACAAAUGUGAAAGCUCAAAUGGGCAAACGCCUAGCAAUUUUUGCAACCACUCUAUUGAAAUUCAAUGUAAAAGAUUGAUCAAAUUUAACAGAAUGUUGCAAUGGAUGGGUGGAUCUAGGCGAAAAGUGACUACUUCGAGAAAGGCAACACGAAGCAGGCAAAGGCAAUAUUUUGAGCAGAAAAAAAGAAGACAGAUAAUCGGAGAUGAAAAGGGUCUUGAUGGCAGUCAAAAACAUUCAACUGAAAACAAAGUUUGUAGAUCAUUGGAUGUUCUCAGUUUGAUGAGCUUGUCUGCCUUGACACAUCAGGAAUGUAAACCAGGUGCAGCCACUGGUUUGACUCUUGAGGUUGAAACUGCAUUAAGCAAUGAUCCUCUCUCAAUCUGCACAGCCAGAGAAACUGUAGAUGAUGGCGAUGUCCAAUCUGGUUGUACAAGAAAUACAUGUGACAGGCCAUCUGGUCUUGAAUCUGAGCCCACCAUGUCUCCACAGGGGAGGGUUUCCUUGGAAAAUAGUGCCAAUAACCAUCCAUUAUCUGGUAAGGACCUUCCCUCCAAGAAAGGCGAUAGAGUGAAUUUUGUAAAGAAAUUUGCUGAAAGAGAUUUGUCAGUAAUGGAUUUGGUUAGUGAUGGCGGAAGCUGUCCAGAAAGACAACCACCAAAUGAAGGUCAUGUUGCUUUCUCUAUAGAAGGCCUUGGAAAAUUGGAUGCGCAAACACCAAUUCAAACACCAAAGCCACUAAGAAGAUCUACAUUUCCAUCAAAACCCUGCAACAUGGAUGAAACAAGUUCUGUUAGAUUGAAAGGGCAUUGUCAACCUCACAGAAUAUUUGUGAGCAACUCACUCAGAACACCAAAGGCGAAUGUGCUAACUGCUCCUUCAAAGAAAUGUAAAGGCUCGGGAUUGGAUUAUAAUAUAGAUAUGAGUCCAUUAAACUGUAGCGGAGAACCAGCACCUAAUGGAAGGAAUUUUCCAUUGAACAUGCCUAGCUUAUGUGUAAAUUCACAGUGGUUUCCUGGAAAGUUGGUUGUGGACAAGGGAUCUGCAGUAGCCACUUCAGAGGCCAAAAUAGUGAGUGACUUUUGGGGAGAAGAGGGCUUCGGCCAUGCUAUGGAGGAAAAUACAAAAAAAUGGAUUAGCACUUCAGAUGAGGAUACACAUGUCUUUGACAAAAGGAACUGUGAUGCUUCCAUGUCAUGGAUCAAUGAAGCGUUUCAUACUGUCAUAGAUCUCAAAUUUUUCUCAAUAGAAAGUGAAGAUAGAAAAUGGAGUUGUGGUCCAAAAUAUUCAUGCUUGCCAAGCAGAAGAGAUGCUGAAAAAGGACUACAGGAUCCAAUUGAAUGGCCUAUUGAACUGAAAACACUAGGUUCAGAAACCAAACAGGACUCUUAUUUCCUUUAUGAGGAAAGAAGUGACUGGGGUAUAGACACUGGACUACCUUGGUGUGAUCCUAUGCAAGACAGAACAGAUAGCUCGAGUUUGUCUAGAGAAGGACUAUUCUCGUUAGGAGCAGCUAACAGUCAUAGAAAGAAAUCAGAGGCUGAUUCAAUGAGGACACAAUCUAGAAAGAGAAAACUUGUUAGUCAACUUGACAGAGAUUUAAAAUGUGAUGGGAAUAUGAGAAUCUUCAAAGAGGAUCAAGAUCCUUUUGUGGAUUUUGAUGAUGUUCAUUGCUCAAGAACAAAAAUAUGGCCUCAGAACUGGUGUCCGCAGAGCCUUUUGAAUCCCAAUUCUGGAAUUCAUUUGAAGAAUAUACCUGCUAAUCAGAGAAACAUGGAUUCACACUGGGGUUCAUCUCUUGGGACACAAUCUUCUCUGGCUAAUGAGGAAUUUUUUUCAUUUCCAUCUAUUGGCAUGCCCUUAGGAAAUGAUACUGUGGCAAUGGAUCAUAUAUGCUCUCAUGACCUGCAUUUUCAUGUUCCGGAUUGCUCUCCUUCCUUCAGUCCUUUGACAAAAUAUGAAACAGUCAAUCAUUUCAUUCCUGACACUCGGUGGGCUGUAGAUGGAUGUGAACCCUCUGGAAGCCAUUAUUCAGUAGAUCCCAGAGAUUUAUUUAGAACUGAUACUUCAUCCAACAGUAGAUCUGAGAUAAGGAAACCUAACCCUAACUCCAUGUGGAGAAGCAACAAAAAAGUUUUUUUAAAUCCUUAUUUUCUGGAUAUCCAAAGACAAGUGGAAGGAUUUGAUUCUCAAAAGAAGCAUGCAGCGAGAAGAAUAUCUAUAGAUGAGUCAGAUUUGCAAACAACAGACUGCAAUGGAACUUUUGAGAAGGUCCCAGGGAAACAACCAACAUUUGCAGACAAUGCCUCAUACUCAAAAGAUGGUGAAAUUGCUGAUACAAUAGAUUCUAAGGAUAGCUGCAAUGGAUGUGACUUCAUGAAAGCCAAUUCAAAGAAUGGCAGCAAUAUGUGUGAAGAUGGUAAAGGUGAAACACAUGAUUCUGUCGACAACAAAAUAACAAGAUCUCCAAAUGAACUGGUGGAGACCCCAAUUUCCCAGGGCGAACAUCAUGUGAAGCCUGAAGACAAACAUCAUGUGAAGCCUGAAGACAAAGAGGACGAGGAGCUGCAAGAUCCAGAUCAAACUCAGUGACAGUCUGGUCUUUAUGGGUGUCUUAUACUUCCAUGCAUUUAUCUUGGCUUAUUUCGUUCAAUAAUCUUUCCUCAUGACAGCGGAAGUCGAAAAACCAAAUUCUCUAUUUAAUCACAAAGAAUGAACUACCUAGUCGUGAAAGAAUUGAUCAAACUCGGCUACUGAGUCACCCAAUCAGUAUUGGUUUCAUUAGCAGAACUGGCGCUUGCUUAGUAGGACCACACACGAGCCAAGUCGAAUUCGAGCUGGGCCGCCUCGAGCUCGAACCUGAUUCGAACUUAAGAGUCUAGCUCUAUAAAACAAGCUCGAGCUUGACGUGGUGAUACAGUGUCAAUCUUGAACUUAACCCAUUUAACUUGUUUAUGUUCCAUCAUGUCUCAUUUUAAAUUCGUUUAGUUACUGCUCGUUUAACUAUCCUCUUAUUAUAAUCAACAUUUAUUAUGUA
This is a messenger RNA of Nymphaea colorata (pocket water lily), 3058 nucleotides long. RefSeq lists its product as uncharacterized. NCBI's taxonomy places the organism in Eukaryota, Viridiplantae, Streptophyta, Magnoliopsida, Nymphaeales, Nymphaeaceae. The record is from RefSeq and is a predicted model, not a curated record. The coding region runs from base 115 to 2613 and encodes 832 amino acids. The transcript has 19 exons.